This is a messenger RNA of Candoia aspera, 942 nucleotides long. RefSeq names its product olfactory receptor 10C1-like. The record is from RefSeq and is a predicted model, not a curated record. Gene Ontology annotation, molecular function: olfactory receptor activity; G protein-coupled receptor activity. The coding region runs from base 1 to 942 and encodes 313 amino acids. The transcript has a single exon. Gene Ontology annotation, biological process: G protein-coupled receptor signaling pathway; detection of chemical stimulus involved in sensory perception of smell. Gene Ontology annotation, cellular component: plasma membrane. Lineage: Eukaryota; Metazoa; Chordata; Lepidosauria; Squamata; Candoiidae.
AUGAAAAAAGACAAUGGCACCUGCUUCACUGAGAUUGCCCUGCUGGGCUUCUCCGAUUUCCAGACUCUGCAAGAACUUCUCUUUUGCCUCGUUCUGACAUUCUACUUCAUGGCCUUGAUGGGCAACAGCCUGAUUUUGAUCCUCAUCAUUCUCAAUCCUACCCUUCAUACUCCAAUGUACUUCUUCCUCUGGAACUUGUCCUUUCUGGAAAUCGGCUACACCUCGACCAUCGGCCCAAAUUUGCUAAUGAAUUUAUUAUCAGAGAACCAGACUAUAUCUUUUUGGGGCUGUGGAUGUCAAAUGUGUUUCUUCAUUCUCUUUGGUAGCACUGAUUGUUGUCUUCUUUGUGUCAUGGCUUAUGACCGCUAUGUUGCCAUUUGCAAACCCUUGCAAUAUCCCUAUAUCAUGAACUACAGGGAAUGUACUAAGCUUGCUGCUGCCUCAUGGGCCAUUGGGGUUUUCAUAGGUUUGGGCCAAUCCAUUUCAAUAUUGACUCUUCCCUUCUGUGGGUCAAAUAGAAUCAGCCACUUCUUCUGUGAUGUUUUGCCUGUUCUGAGACUGGCUUCCACCAAUACCUACAAAAAUGAAGUGGCCAUUGCCACAAUGGCAGUUCUAGUUAUCCUGGUACCCUUUCUGCUCAUCCUUUUUUCCUACAUCCUCAUCAUCUCCACUAUUUUCAGGAUGCCAGUGGCCAAGAACAGGCGCAAAGCAUUUUCCACGUGUUCCUCACAUCUCACUGUGGUCUGCAUUUUCUAUGGAACUGGCAUUUUUACCUACAUUCGUCCCAACUCAGCAUAUUCCAUGGACAGUAACAGAUUCCUUGCAGUGCUGUACAUAGUAGUGACCCCAAGCUUGAACCCCAUCAUUUACAGCUUGAGGAAUAAAGAGAUUAAAGCUGCUUUCAUGAAAUCAGCAGUAAGGAAACAGGUCUUCCUUAGGUAA